AGACAAAUCCAUGGUUUUAUUAUUUUAAAAAAAUGGAAGUAAACAUAUUCCACACUUGCAUUCUGUUUGGAUUCCUUAUGCGGUGUGACACUGAGUCACGUGGCAGUGGCUGGGCUCAGCCUCCCCGCGGGGUAGCAGAACCACGGCGGCUCAGUGCGUGUGGUAACACAGGGAGCGCGAUGGCCUUGAGAGCCGAACUGUUAAAGUCCAUCUGGCACGCAUUCACCGCCUUGGAUGUAGACAAGAGCGGCAAGGUGUCCAAGUCACAACUUAAGGUGCUGUCCUAUAACCUGUGCACAUUGAUGAAGAUCCCGCACGACCCUGUAGCUCUGGAGGAACACUUCAAGGAUGACGACGAAGGCCCAGUGUCCAACCAGGGGUACAUGCCUUACCUCAACACCUUCAUUCUGGACAAGGUGAAGGAGGAGUUUGACCGCCAGGACUUUGACAGGAUGUGCUGGACGCUGUGCGCCCGAAAGAACUUGGACCGCAGCAACCUGCUGAUAUCUGACGACGAUGCCUUCAAGAUCUGGUGCAUCUUCAACUUCCUGUGUGAGGACCGCUACCCGUUGUCUAUCGUCAGCGAGGAGAUGGAGUACUUCCUGCGUAAGCUGACCGACUCCAUGGGGGGCAGCUGGGUGGAGGAGCGCUUCGAGGACUACAAGCUGGAGCUGCAGACCCAGGGGAGGAGCCUGAGCGCCUGGGAGCUCAUCACCCUGGUGGCCUCAGGCCACUUCAGCAAGGGCAUGGACCGCCAGACGCUGUCCAUGGGCAUCAACGAGGUGUACCAUGAGCUCAUCCUGGACGUCCUCAAACAGGGCUACAUCAUGAAGAAGGGCCACAAGAGGAAGAACUGGACAGAGCGCUGGUUCGUCCUGAAGCCCACCUCAAUCUCCUACUACAUGGGGGAGGACAUGGCCGAGAAGAAGGGAGACAUCCAGCUGGACGGGAACUGCUGUGUGGAGCCAUUACCGGACAAGGAGGGGAAGAAGUGUCUGCUGUUCAUCAAGUGUGCGGGGAAGAGCUAUGAGAUCAGCGCGUCAGACAAGAAGAGGAAACAGGAGUGGAUUCAGGCCAUCCAGACGUGUGUGAGUCUGCUGCGUCUGGGCCUGCCCGCCCCGCACCGCGAGGCCCGUCUGAGGCGCAGGGAGCAGCGGGCCCGGCUGCAGGCAGAGCAGGAGGACCUGGAGGCCCGCAUGAAGGAGCUGACGGCUGCCAAUGACACCAAACAGCAGGAGCUGGAGGCCAUGAGGAAGGCCCUGGAGGAGGCGGCGGCCAGAGCGGCGGAGGAGGAGCGGCGGCGGCUGCAGACCCAGACAGAGCUCCAAGACCGCUACCGGACCGACCUGGAGAGAGAGAAGACGGUGCGGCAGCAGAUGGAGGAGCAGGUGGCCCUGAAGUCCAGCGAGCUGGAGCAGUACCUGCAGCGGGUGCGGGAGCUGGAGGACAUGUACCACCGGCUGGAGGACGCGCUGGAGGAGGAGAGGGCGGCACGCCAGGACGAGGAGACGGUGCGCCGGCUGCAGGCGCGAUUACUGGAGGAGGAGUCGACAAAGAGGGAGGAGCUGGAGAAGAUCCACCUGCGGCAGCAGAGGGCAAUCUCGGAGACGGAGGCGGAGAAAAAGGAGCUGGAGAAGGAGAGGAGGGCCAAGGAUAGCGCCCUGCAGGACGCCAUGCAGCAGCUGGAACACCUGGAGAGCGAGAGGCAGGGGGCGCUGGAGCAGUAUCAGGCGGUGACGAAGAAGCUAGAGGACGCCGCCAACAACACGAGGACCUGGAAGCACAAGGUGGCCGAACACGAGGGCCUCGUACGCCUCAUCCAGCCAGGCAACAAGGGGCCCCAGAGGAUCACCAACUGGGGCCCGGCGGCCUUCUCCGAGGUGGAGCUGAGCGUGCGGGAGAAGGAGUGGCAGGACAGGAAGAGGCCGGCCCAGUAGAGGCAGGAGGCCUCGGCCCUCCACUGGGGGCCUCAGGGGGACCAGGACCAGCCACCGGGCCCCCCGCUCUGCACCCCGUCGGAGUCUCAGGUCCACAGCAGUACUUGAAGAAUGGUUAGCGUAGAGAGAUACAAGGGCUCAGUAUUUAAUAACUAACAAAAACAUUUCCAUGUUUAAUAUCAUUAAUAGGUCAAUUUUUUAUGCUAUAUCAGUCAUAUUGUUGGGUAAUCAAAAGACAAAGUAAAAAAUGACAAAAGCUAAAUCUUUCAUGGAAAACCUUUUGGCUUUGAUCAGUUUUGGUAUUGAUCAGAUUCCAGUUUGGUUGAUUCAGCAUUGGCCCAAAGAAUUCACGGAAUUUGUUGAGCAAUCCCCGACCUGGAACUCAUUUGUGUGCGUGAUUUGGUCGCACGAUCGUCACGGCUUUCAUUGCACCGAGCUGUCUGAGUUCUGCUGGUGACAUUGUUAUCAUCUCUCAGAGAGAAUAGAGUACCCCUACAGUCACGUUUGGUAGGAGCAUCUGAUAAGUGACUCAAUAGAACAUGUUCAUUCAGUCUGUCCAUUUGUCUGUGAAGUGCAGUCCUUUAUGACUAAUCUAAAACAUGGACAUUUUCGUAUAAAACCUUAGAUAUCAUGA
This is a messenger RNA of Gadus macrocephalus (Pacific cod), 2571 nucleotides long. It is a transcript of the gene swap70b, whose product is annotated as switching B cell complex subunit SWAP70b. The coding region runs from base 33 to 1937 and encodes 634 amino acids. Gene Ontology annotation, cellular component: cytoplasm; nucleus. NCBI's taxonomy places the organism in Eukaryota, Metazoa, Chordata, Actinopteri, Gadiformes, Gadidae. The transcript has 12 exons. Gene Ontology annotation, molecular function: calcium ion binding. The record is from RefSeq and is a predicted model, not a curated record.